Molecule: messenger RNA, 2175 nt
Organism: Rhodotorula toruloides NP11
Lineage: Eukaryota; Fungi; Basidiomycota; Microbotryomycetes; Sporidiobolales; Sporidiobolaceae
Product: eukaryotic polypeptide chain release factor 3
Exons: 9
Coding region: 1-2175 (724 amino acids)
Biological process (GO): translational termination; nuclear-transcribed mRNA catabolic process, deadenylation-dependent decay; translation
Cellular component (GO): translation release factor complex
Molecular function (GO): GTPase activity; translation release factor activity; GTP binding
Source: RefSeq, a predicted model, not a curated record
AUGUCUGGAGGCUUCAACCCGAACGCCAACACGUUCAACCCGAACGCCGGCUCGUUCGUCCCCGGCGGCGCACCCCCCUUCCAGCCCGGACAGCCCUACAACCCGUACGGCGCUCCUCCCCAGCAGGGCGGAAACCCUGCCGACUACUACAACCAGUACGCCGGCGGAUACGGAGGCUACGGCGCUCCGGCUGGCCAGUAUGGCUACGCCCCGCAGGGCUACGGUCAGGCUCCGGCCGGCUACGGGGCCCAGGGCCCCUUCGCAGCUCGCUACAACGGCGGCGGCUUCCCCGGCCAGCAGCAGCAGCAGCGACCACCUCAGCAGCCCGAGACCCGCGCCUACGAGCCUCCUGUUCGCCAGCCUGCCGCUUCCUCUGCCCCCUUCGUCCGCCCUUCCUCCGACCCCAAUGCUCCUCCUCCCUCGAAGCCGCCUACCAUGUCGCUCAAGAUCGGCGGUUCCUCCUCGUCCAUCCCCGCUCCCAACCCCGACGCCAAGCCUGCGACCGUCUCCCUCAAGAUCGGCGGCGGAAGCAAGGCUUCGACCGCUUCGUCGUCUUCUGCUGCCGCGUCGAAGAAUGCGACUCCCGCGACUUCGAGCAAGGCAUCGACUCCCGCCGCGUCCAAGCCUGGCACGCCCGUAGCGGGCAAGCCUGCUGCUGCCGCUGCGGCGGAGAAGAAGGCCGAUGCUGCGCAGGCGAAGAAGGAGGACAAGGAGAAGAAGGUCGAGGCGAAGAAGGUCGAGGAGGCCAAGAAGGACGCGGUCGAGGCGGAGAUCCAGGCUGCUGCGGACCAGGAGGCGCUCGAGGACCUGUACGGUGUCGAGGAUGCCAAGGAUGUCAAGCCGCACAUGAACAUCGUCUUUAUCGGCCACGUCGAUGCCGGCAAGUCGACGAUGGGCGGCAACAUCCUCUACCUGUGCGGCAUGGUCGACAAGCGCACGCUCGAGAAGUACGAACGUGAGGCGAAGGAGGCUGGCCGUGAGAGCUGGUACCUCUCGUGGGCGCUCGACUCGACCUCGCAGGAGCGCGAGAAGGGCAAGACCGUCGAGGUCGGCCGCGCCUACUUCGAGACCGACGUCCGACGAUACACGAUCCUCGACGCUCCCGGCCACAAGAACUUCGUGCCGUCCAUGAUCUCGGGUGCCGCGCAGGCCGACGUCGCCGUCCUCGUCAUCUCUGCUCGCAAGGGCGAGUUUGAGACCGGUUUCGAGAAGGGCGGUCAGACGCGCGAGCACGCCAUGCUCGUCAAGACCGCUGGUGUUCAGAAGCUCGUCGUCGUCGUCAACAAGAUGGACGACCCGACUGUCAACUGGGACAAGGCGAGGUACGACGAGAUCGUCACCAAGCUCUCGCCUUUCCUCAAGGGUACCGGCUACAACAUGAAGACCGACGUCACUUUCAUCCCCGUCUCUGGCUUCACCGGCGCGAACAUCAAGGAGCCGGUCGACCGCAAGGUCGCUCCCUGGGUCGAGGGCACCUCGCUCCUCUCGUUCCUCGACGAGAUGCCGCUCAUGGACCGCAAGAACAAUGCGCCGCUCAUGAUGCCGAUCUCGGAGAAGUACGGCGACAUGGGCUGCGUCGUUGUCGGCAAGGUCGAGUCGGGCAAAGUGCGCAAGAACCAAGACUUGCUCCUCAUGCCGAACAAGACGCCCGUCCAGGUCGCCGCCAUCUUCAACGAGAUGGAGGAGGAGGUCUCGCUCGCGCUGUGCGGCGACAACGUCCGCAUCCGUCUCCGCGGCGUCGAGGACACGGACGUCAACGUCGGGUUCGUCUUGACCGACCCGAAGAAGCCCGUCUCCGUUGUCACACAGUUCGAGGCCCAGCUCGUUAUCCUCGACACCAAGAACAUUAUCACGGCUGGCUACUCGGCGGUCAUGCACGUUCACACCGCUUCCGAGGAAGUGACCCUCUCGGCGCUCCUGAACUACUACGACAAGAAGACGGGGCGGAAGUCGCGCAGGCCGCCUCAAUUUGCCAAGAAGGGCAUGAAGAUCAUUGCGCGUAUCGACGUCGCCGGACCGAUCUCGCUCGAGAAAUUCUCGGACCACCCGCAGUUGGGACGGUUCACCCUGAGGGACGAGGGAAAGACCGUGGCGAUAGGCAAGGUAACGAAGACCCAGCAGGUAAUCUCCGAGGAGGCACCGGACGUCGCCAAGCUCGACAUCAACGCGGAGUAA